AGAAAAGAAAUGUCAUGCUCCCUUUAAUUAAAUUCUCAAUCUUUUCAUUUACUUUUUUUUAUUAUGCGAAUGACGUUAGUGAUAUUGUUAAUAUGCGAUAUGAAAUUUUCGGUUAAUUCAUAUAUGAACUUUGAUAGUUCUUAUUUCACUCGUUGCCAUAAUAAUAUACUAUCAUAACCUAAUUCUGCUCUUUAUUAGAUAUUAUAAUAUAUCUAAUAAAAAAGAAAUUAAUUUUUAAUUAAAAAAGAAUGGAAGAUUUUCAGUAUGUAAUUAAAAAACAAGAACGCCAAAAAAUAUGUUUUGGUUCUGGAUGUCCACAUGAUAUGUCUAAAAGAGACACGACUUCUUUUAUGAGAUAUUAUAUAAAAGAUAAUUAUGAAAACAUUACUCCUAAUACAUAUAACGUUAUGGAUUCAUUUCUGGCCACUAAAAAUAAACCAUGUUUACAUAGUAUUAGUAAGAAAGGAUAUGGUGGCAUUACUAGAACGAUACAUACAAUUAAACAUGAUGAAGAUUUUCCAUCUCCAGCAGAUUAUAAUAUCGUUAGUAGUUUCAAGCCUACCAAAGAAUCAAGAUUUCCUUUUGCAACUUCUGCUAAAAGGACUACGUUUAUUCCUAAUGUGAAUCCUGGACCAGGAACAUAUACACCAAUAGAAAAAAAAGAAAUUGCAUUUGAACAUAGUUUUGGUGGUAGAGUUAAGAUGAGACUUGGAGUACAAUUUAAAUGUUGUAGUAAUAAUACAGAUGUGUGUAAAAUUUGUGGACAAAAACCCGUAGGGGAUUAUUGGCAUUGCAACAAUAAAAUUUUCUUGUGUAGACCAUGCAUGACCGAUGAAUUCCAAAAACAAACAAAGUAUAAAAGGGAAGAAUUAAAUCGUUUUUCUAGAAUACGUGAUUGUUCAGACAUUCAUCAGCAUGAGGGUACUGAUGCUAACAUUUGGUUAAUGCAUCCUAAGCUGUUGAAACAAAGACUAGUUAAGGAAACAUAUUUGACUUCUUAUUUAAAAAAUUAAAUUCAAUAUUUUAUCAAAUGCUGCAUCUUUGUACUUGUAUGCCUUUUUCAAUAGACAAAAAGCAUUGUAAGUAGACUUAUUUUAUUUCACUUUUAAAUAAACUUUAUAUAAUGUAAUCCAUAA
Messenger RNA from Vespa crabro (European hornet), 1136 nucleotides. RefSeq lists its product as uncharacterized. The coding region runs from base 249 to 1013 and encodes 254 amino acids. The transcript is spliced from 5 exons. The record is from RefSeq and is a predicted model, not a curated record. Lineage: Eukaryota; Metazoa; Arthropoda; Insecta; Hymenoptera; Vespidae.